This is a messenger RNA of Pipra filicauda (Wire-tailed manakin), 6160 nucleotides long. It is a transcript of the gene SIM2, whose product is annotated as SIM bHLH transcription factor 2. Gene Ontology annotation, biological process: regulation of transcription by RNA polymerase II. The record is from RefSeq and is a predicted model, not a curated record. Gene Ontology annotation, molecular function: RNA polymerase II transcription regulatory region sequence-specific DNA binding; protein dimerization activity; DNA-binding transcription factor activity, RNA polymerase II-specific. Lineage: Eukaryota; Metazoa; Chordata; Aves; Passeriformes; Pipridae. The coding region runs from base 184 to 2487 and encodes 767 amino acids. The transcript is spliced from 11 exons.
CCUCUAUCCCUUUAUUAUUAUUACUAUUAUUAUAAUAAUUUGAUUUGAUUUGAUUUGAUUUGGGUGAGCUCUCUCCCUUCCUCAAACGAAAACACUAACUCUGACGCCGAAAUCCAUGCCCCCUGCAACUCGGAGGAAUCGGGUCUAAUAUGCCAGUGACAUCCUCGCCUUGCAGUAGUCGCGAUGAAGGAAAAAUCCAAGAACGCGGCAAAGACUAGACGGGAAAAAGAAAAUGGAGAAUUCUACGAACUGGCCAAACUCCUGCCCUUGCCCUCGGCCAUCACCUCCCAGCUGGACAAGGCGUCCAUCAUCCGCCUCACCACCAGCUACCUGAAAAUGCGAGCCGUCUUCCCCGAAGGUCUGGGCGACGCCUGGGGACAGCCGAGCAGGAUAGGGCCCUUGGAUAACGUGGCAAUGGAGCUCGGAUCCCACUUGCUUCAGACUUUGGAUGGCUUUGUUUUCGUGGUAGCAUCAGAUGGCAAAAUAAUGUACAUCUCUGAAACAGCAUCUGUGCAUCUUGGCUUGUCUCAGGUGGAGCUCACUGGAAACAGCAUUUACGAGUACAUCCACCCUUCUGAUCACGAUGAGAUGACAGCUGUCCUUACUGCUCACCAGCCUCUCCAUCCUCACCUCUUGCAAGAAUAUGAAAUCGAGAGAUCAUUUUUCCUGAGGAUGAAGUGUGUCCUAGCCAAGAGGAAUGCAGGAUUGACGUGCAGUGGAUACAAGGUGAUCCACUGCAGUGGCUACUUGAAGAUCCGCCAGUACAUGCUUGAUAUGUCUCUGUACGACUCCUGCUACCAAAUCGUUGGGCUGGUGGCUGUAGGUCAGUCUUUACCUCCCAGUGCAAUCACCGAGAUCAAACUUCACAGCAACAUGUUUAUGUUCAGAGCAAGCUUGGACUUAAAGCUGAUAUUCCUGGAUUCCAGGGUCACUGAAUUAACUGGAUAUGAACCCCAAGACCUGAUAGAAAAAACCCUCUACCACCAUGUCCACGGCUGCGACGUGUUCCACCUCCGAUAUGCUCAUCACCUGUUGUUGGUGAAAGGCCAAGUCACAACCAAGUACUACAGGCUGCUGUCCAAGCACGGAGGCUGGGUGUGGGUGCAGAGCUAUGCCACCAUUGUGCACAACAGCCGUUCGUCACGGCCUCACUGCAUAGUGAGUGUCAAUUAUGUCCUUACAGAUAUUGAGUAUAAGGAACUUCAGCUGUCACUGGACCAGGUUACCAUUUCCAAGUCACAGUUUUCAUGCAGAAACUCAGUACCUACCUCGCAGGAAACAAGGAAAAUAGUCAAACCCAAAAGUAAUAAAAUGAAGGCAAAACUCAGAACAACACCUUACCCACAACAGCAAUACAGCUCGUUCCAAACAGACAAACUGGAAUGCAGCCAGGUGGGAAGCUGGCGAUCCAGCCCCGCCGUGAACGCCGCCGCCAUUCAGGAACAAACCUUCCAUUCAGAAAACAGCGAACUUUUAUACGCCCCACCGUACAGCCUGCCCUUCUCCUACCAUUAUGGACACUUCCCUGUGGAUUCCCACGUCUUCAGUGGCAAAAAACAAAUGCUGCCUGCAAAGUUCGGGCAGGCUCAAGGAGCACCUUGUGAAGUGGCGCGGCUCUUCCUGAGCACGCUGCAGACCAACGGGGAGUGCCAGUGGCACUACACCAACCCCUUGGUACCCAACAGCCAGUCACCGUCCAAAAGCCUUCCUGAGCAGCCAGUGAACAUCAUCAGGCAUAACCUUGCACAGAGUUAUGAAGUCCCCAUAUCCAACAGGAGAUACAGCCAGGACGCUCUCCCCGACAACUUCACGAGCUGCACCGCGCCCAUGGCAGGCAGCAGGUACAAAGAAGAGAUUUAUGAUUCCACCAUCAUGAAACACAACAAAAUAGAACCCAGGAUCCAGCCACCUCCCCACCUCAUUAAAGAGGAGAACAAGUUGGCCUUCAACAGAGACCUCCAAGAAAAAAUGAGCAUUAACGAAAGUUCUUUUUCAAACUCCAUUGCCAGCUCCCUGCUGCCAAAAUCGGAAUGUUUCCAGUCCAAAGCUAUAGGACAACUAAGUCACCUCCUGCCAAUGCCCUCGGUGUACGAGCAGACAAGAAGGAUUUGUGUGAAAGAACCCAAGUACGGGCACAUUGGUCACCACCCUGCAAACCUGGAGGAACUGGACGGCGAGGAGAGAAUGACUGUAAAGCUCGACCACGACUCCGAGAGCGAGCGUGUGAUGGAUGUGAGACCCUCGGGACAAGUCCCGUUCGUGCUCCUCAAUUACCACCACGUUCUGGCCAAGCACGGCGCGUUCCAAACCUCGUCCUGCACGGCCACGGGCCACGCGGGGGAAAGCUAUGGAUACAAUUCCGAGGAAGUAAAUACGUUUCUUUACAAAAACCAAAGCCCCUCCUCGGCUUCCUCUCCAGAAACCCACAAGGAAUCUGCACUACCCCAUUAUAUCGGAACUUCUGUAAUAAUUGCCAACGGGAGGUGACGGUAACAGGAGUAUUUACCUUUAAUUAAGAAGCCAAACUGUAAUGAUUUGCCAAAAAAAAAAGCAUGAGAAAACACGGUUACAUUUACUGAGAGCAGCUGAGGGUCGGUGAGGGACAGGCUCGUGUGACAGUGGUCAGGAAAAACCCCCUCCAUCCAGCUUCCCACGCUUCGUUGUCCCAGACUGAGCUCUGGUGCCAGUGGGAAGACACGUUACAGAUCUUAUUUUUGUUAUUUUAUAGUGUGCAACAAAAAGAAAUGAUAGGUGUUAUAUGCAGAGAUUUAUAUGGAGAACAUUUUUUUUUUUUCCUUAACCCCCUCCUUCUCAAAAUACAUUCAAGAUUUUUUUUUUUUUUAUCAUUAACUAUACACUCUAGUUUAGUUUUUUUUUUGGACAAAUUGUGUGAAAACUUUACAUCAUCUUUCCACCCCACACCCUGACAAAUGAACUUUGUUGAGAGAUUGGUGAUUUUUAGUGGCCACAAUACAGCUGUACUAACCAAACAGAAUUCGUGUUUGGGAAAAAAAAAAAAAAAGCUUAUUUAUUAAUUACCCAAAACGUUUUAAACUAAAUAAAUCAAACCUAAAUUUGAUUUAUUUAACGUAGAUUUCAGUGUUCUGAGAUUGUUACCACCACCAUUCAUCUUGACAAGGGACAAUACAACAAAUUAAUACGUAUCACAGGGUUACAGGUCUUGUCAUGGCAAAUUGGGACAAACUGCGUAGCAGGAACUAACAACUAUUCCCCAUAAAGUGUUGUAAUAAGAAAAAGAAACUUCUCAAUCAUGUGUUUCAUUGGGAAUUCUGGGAGAACUGUGCAGAUUUUAACCCCAGCUACUCAAAAAUGCAUCUUAAUAACAGCACCAGAAAUGUUUUCUUUAUAGUCAAGAGAAUAAAGAACGUUUAUGCUUUAUUUCAAACUUGCCAGAAUUGUGAACUUUGAAAGGUUCAGCUUUCAACACACUGAACUUCCUUAAGGAUAAAUCUUGUUGUCAGCACAAAGGUAGGACUGGGGUCUGACUGACUCGUGCACUUCACAAAUCCCAAAUUGCACAAACGCUCCCAUUUUGUCCAGCCAGUUAGGAAGAGAUUUUCACCCCCUUUAUUUUUACUUCUUUGUGAAGUUUACAAACGAGGAGACACGUGGGUCUGUGUGUGUUUAACUGACAACAGUCAGUCCACUGUGGUUUUGAACCACUUCCCAAACUUCCUCAGUUCUUUUCUUGACAAAACAACGAACGACUCCCUAAACAAGAGCCAUAAAAAACAACAACAAAUGUUGCUGUAGAUCCGAGUCAACUCUGCUUUUUAGUCCAAUUCAAGGCUAAUUCAGACUUUUCAAAGUCUCUCUCUUAUCCCUCUAAAAGACCUUCACUGAAGGAAACAACCUGGUCUAGUGGAAGGUGUCCCUGCCCAUGGCAGGGGGUUGGAACUGGGUGAUCUUUAAGGUCCCUUCCAACCCAAACCAUUCUGUGAUUCUAUUGCUGCACAUAAAGGAUGGAGAACAUGUAAUUUUUUUAAGUGUCUAUUCCCUUAUGGUUUUAUCUGACAAGGUGCAAUCCAUGAGCAAGAGUUUUUUCCAUAUUGCACCAGCCACAUAAAUACUUUCUCAAAGGAUCUCAGAAUGGUUUGGGUUGGAAGGGACCUUAAAGAUCAUCCAGUUCCAACCCCCUGCCACAGAGAGUGAACCUUCCACCAGAAUACAACAAUAAAGUCACUUCCUUCUAGGUAUGAAUAUUUAUUGCUACGAGUACACAAAAAAUACUUUUAAAUCAUAGGUUUGAAAACAAUUUUUAGUAUUUGCAUUGCUUAAAAAUUAAAAGGUUAACAGAGAAGGCUUUAUUAUAAAGUGAUGUUCACUUGGGAGCUCUCACUUGUCUGAUGUUUUCAGUUGCAUGAAAAUUAUAUUUCGUGCUAAAUAUAACAAAAAAUACCUAAUCAGUGAUUUCCAGAACAGUGACUUAAAAAAAACCACAACCAAAAGCAGAACCAAACCAGCAUAAAUCAGUGCAACUGUGCUCCUUGGUUUGUUUAAUGCUGGAGAAGUUGCAAGUCUCCAGAAAAGCUGUAAAAAUGUAAAUUAUUAUCACUCUGACUUUAUAAAUCAAAGGGAUGAGACACAAGCUGGUUUUACAGUGGCUGUGGUUAAGAGCCUUCCCAGCCAGUGGUGCUGACAAAUGACCCCAACUCCUUAAAAGACGCAAUUAUGCAGAUGUUAAUUUUGUUAAAUUAAACCCAUGCCCUGGAAAGGAGGAACUGGCAUUGUUUGCAUCAUUAAAAAGAAACCUGAUGCACAACUCUCACACUGCACUUGGUACCUCAUUAAUGGCAUUGCUGCACCCAAAAUCUUCUGCGUUUUUGCCGUUCUUCCGAGUCCUUCUCGCUAUAAAAACACGGUUUUGGGAACGUACAAAUUAGGCUUUGGUUAAAAGACACCAUUGAUAUUUCUCAGCAAAACACCACAAAAUGUUUCUCCAGCCUCUACCCUGUUAUUCACACUUCCAGGCUUUAUUCAGGGAGCCUGAGCAGAGGAGGUGUUCCAUCAUUCUCCCCCAGAUGUUUUAUGGGACGCGACACUCGGGCACCGGAACUUUCCCCUAUUAGGCAAAAAUGAACCAAUUACACGUUCACAGAUGAUAAUACAGGGGAAGGUUUUUAGGAAAGACCUGUGAUUACAAAAGCAAACGCGUGGAAUGUUUUUUCCUGCCAUUCCAAAACCAGAAAACAGCAUUUUUGUGUUCACAGCUGGGACGGGAGUCAAUUAUAUCAGGAGAAAAAUAUGACUUUUAAUCAGUUAAACUACAGAUGUUCUCAGCACACUCGAGGUGCACAACAGGGCACAGCCACCACAGUGGCAGUGGUUUUAAUAACGGGGAAAAAUUAUGACACUGAAGAGGAGUGUGAAUUGGAAUAUAUUAUGAAAAACAACCUCAUUUCUCCCUUUGAGCCACUGCAGACGCCUUUGUCAUGGGGCUUCACAGGAUUUUAACCCUUGGGGGGGGUUCAGAUCUGGCAAGAAAAUGAUAUGGAGAGUGAGAGAGGGAAUAUUCCAUCAAAAUCAAAGAAUCAUAGAACGGUUUGGGUUGGAAGGGACUUUAAAGAUCAUCCACUUCCAACCCCCAUGGACAGGGAACCUUCCACCAGACCGGUGUAAAGUCGGAAAAGUCAAUCCCACGUGAAGUUUUUACCCUCUUAAUUGAAAGAGUGCAAUGUAAAUAAGGUGAUAAGGGAACAGACUCAUCUCCAGGUCUCUGCAGGCCCGUGAUUUGAAAAAGGGCAUAAAAGUAAUUUAAGGGAAUUAAGCACAGUGGAUGUAAAAUUGGAGAAUAUAUCACUGAAAGUGCAAACGAACGGGAAAUCUGCCAGAAUUUCUCUAAAAAAAUCUCAAAACAGGACACAAAUGGUUUUCUCAACACUUCAGUCACGCUUCAAAAGCAACACAGAGAAAAUGUUAUUAUUCCGUUUCUUUUCCUGAACUUUAGAUUUUGCUUUUUUUUUUUUUUUUUUUUUAAUAUGAUGCAGGUAAAAAGCUAUUUGGCAAGUGUAGGUGAAGAAGCACGCAAACCAAACAACCUAUUAAUGCUCAGAAUUAUAUAUGUAUUCCCUAAAAAAAUGUAAAGCAUUUUUGCUUAUUUAUUAUGUAAAACAAAACCGUUAAAAUGUUAAUAAAAAUC